Cheilinus undulatus (humphead wrasse) is the source of this 5059-nucleotide messenger RNA. RefSeq names its product zinc finger protein 653 (gene znf653). The transcript has 10 exons. The record is from RefSeq and is a predicted model, not a curated record. Bases 48 to 1994 code for a protein of 648 amino acids. Gene Ontology annotation, molecular function: transcription coregulator activity. Lineage: Eukaryota; Metazoa; Chordata; Actinopteri; Labriformes; Labridae. Gene Ontology annotation, cellular component: nucleus. Gene Ontology annotation, biological process: regulation of transcription by RNA polymerase II.
GACUUCCGGGAUUCAGUGUAACCACAACAUCAGCUGUCUAGGCGAAGAUGGCGAAUAGCCUGGCAGAGUUAGAAGUUACCGUGGGCUCCAACCAAGCGGGGGAUCACGGGAAAUGUUUACUGAGGCGUUGCAGAGGACGACCCAGGCUACCAGACUCCGACCGAGCUAAAAGACGGCUAGAAUCCCGUAAGAAGUACGACGUGAGGCGGGUGUACCUUGGAGAGUCACACAAGCUGUGGAGUGAGCUCCGGAGGCGAACCGGUCUCAGUGAUGCUGGACUGGCAGAGUAUCUGAUCCUGCUUAAUUCCACGUACGGAGAAAAAUACCAGCAGGAAAACUGUGGGAAGAAGAUAGGUACAAGGGUUUCACAAAAACAGCACAAGAAAGAAGACAAGAAAGGGUGUGUGUCCAGCCUGCACAGCCUGGUGUGUUGGUACCAGGAGCACUCCAGCUCUUGCCCUCUUGAGCCUCAAUUGAGAGCCCUGGACCCCCAACACAACUCCUCCACUACUGCUGUUUGGCAGUGUGACUCUAACCACUCUUUUGUGCAGUACCUUUCAUCUCCAACAAGGGAGAGAAGUGAUUAUCUACAUGAAUUGGAAGUGAGUUGGGAUGGUGAUGAGGAAGGCAAAGUAACAGAUGGGCCUAUGCCAAAGGGGUUAGUGAGCAGAAAGAAAAAAAAGGAGGCUCACAGUCAGUUUAAAGAUGCAGAAAAAAAUAUGGAUGAUUCUGAAUUACAACUUGCCAACACAAGCCCGACAGAACGGACUGCAAAUUUUAACCAUCUUCCCAGUGUAGGAGCUUCCUCCAAAGAAGUUCCACUUACAGGGCAGUCUGUCUGGGAGAUGGAGAUGGUUAUGGAACCAGAGAAAAGCUCUCCAGCAGCAGACAGUCAUCCUAUAUCCUCAGAGGAUGAGGCUGAGGCAGCACAGGAUCUUAGACGAGGCAGAAAUGAGGACGAGAUGAGAUCUAUACCGCAUGAUUAUGAGUGUGUACCUGUGACGUCGUCUUUGACUAACCAGCUAAAAAAGACAGAUCAGAACCCUGUUCUUGCAGAGAGCUUUAGUAACUCAGCUGGACUGGCUGCUCAGUCAGAGCUGCCAGUGCCCCCUACUGCCCCCGUACAAGAGAAGAGUGAGUUGUUUGACCCGCAGACUCUGCAGACGAUGGUGACCAACUGCGAUAUUUCUGACCAGAGGAUGGCUUUAGAAGGCUCACAGUUAAUUAUCAUCACUGGCCCCAGCUAUGAGGCCCUGACUUCAGAGGGCAUCCAGCUCAACGUGGGUGGUGGAAAUGUGGAGGAAGUCACCUGCACUGUCAUCGGAGGUGUCACCUACAACCAAGUUUGUGGGCCUGACUCAAAACUCAGGACAGCAGAAGAUGAAGGCUUCAUGACAGGUUUGAGUGACAAACAGCUACUGCAGCCUGCUGUUGAUGUUUUGGAUUUGGGUAGUGAGAAAGAGCUGCAGCGGAGUUUAAGCAGUGUCAGGUCUAAGAGAAACAGGCGAGGCCCCAUCAUUGAGGCAGAUGGGAUGCUCAAAAUGUUCCACUGUCCUUAUGAGGGCUGCAGUCAAGUCUAUGUAGCCAUUAGCAGCUUUCAGAAUCAUGUGAACCUAGUUCACAGAAAAGGAAGAACAAAAGUAUGCCCCCACCCAGGCUGUGGGAAAAAGUUUUACCUAUCUAACCACCUGCAGCGUCACAUGAUCAUCCACUCAGGGGUAAGAGAUUUCAUCUGUGAAACAUGUGGAAAAUCUUUUAAGCGUAAGAAUCACUUGGAGGUUCACAGACGGACUCACACAGGAGAAACACCUCUCCAAUGUGAAAUCUGUGGCUAUCAGUGUCGCCAGCGUGCAUCUCUUAACUGGCACAUGAAAAAACACACUCCAGAGGCCCACUACAACUUCACCUGUGAGUUCUGUGAGAAGAGGUUUGAGAAGCUGGAUAGUGUUAAGUUCCACAAGCUGAAGAGCCACCCAGACAAGCAGGCAACCUGAAGUAAUCAGGUUGUGGAAGUGGGAGACAACAAGAACAUGCUGGCUUUCAACAGACAACUUCCAGUGAAGAGACAUUGUUUUGUUUGUUGUGUUUAUCUUACCUUCUGUGUUCAGGAGGAUAUGAACAUCACCUGGGAACACAACAGGAGCACAACAGUUAAAGGCAAAAAUGCCACUGUCUGACAGCUGUGAAGGACAUCAGCUGUUAAAGAAUACCAUGAAACAUUUCCUUACAUAUUUGAUACUGCCAGAUAUAUUUAAAUCCACUGUUUUUCUGAUGUCCAAAUUAGCUGUUACUGAAACCCACCCCCAAAUAACCAUAAGUAGGCACGACUGUUGGAGUAAAGCUUUAGAUUUCCAUACUUGUUAAAGAAGUAUGGUUGGUUUAAGACAAAUACUCUUUGUGGUAGGAUUCUGUUUAAUUCCUUCAACCAGAAUCGUAAGAGCUAAAAAGGAAAGGAUAGACUUGAUUCUGUGUUUACAUGCUCCAAUUAAGAUAAAAAAAAAAAAUAGUGUGGCCAGCUAACUAGCAGAACGGUUGCUAGUGUCAAUGGUAUGAUCAUUUCAAACUACAUAGUUUCUGAUAUUGCAGUCAAAUAGACCUACUCAUGAUAGCGCAACCACUCUGUAAAAUUCCUCCACUGUGAGGGAGCUGACUCACAAUGCUGCUAUAGAUGAACAGAGAAAUGUUAGCCAUACCUUGUGAGACCCAUAAAAUUUUAUAUAAAGGAAGCUGAGCUUCUUGAUAAAGACAGAAUUAUUUACGCAAACUCAUCAGUACGUUCACUUCCUAAAGCCUUUUUUUAUUUUGUUUGAAUGUGAAACCUUAACUGCUUUUGCACUAGAGCAAGGUAAAAGUCAUAAAUGUUCCCAUAAACUCCAGUACCAAAACAGUGCUGUGUAUUCACUUCUGCGUUUUCAAAAAGUAGCUUUUAUCAUGUAGUAAGCAAUUAAGUUUAUAUUAUUUUUUACUCAUUACAAAGAGGGUAAAUUUGGAAAUACUGACUACUUUUAGGGAAUGGUUGAUAAAACAUUCCCUAAAAAGCAGUGAAACUGUUUUGUAUUAAUGUAGAAGGCACAUCAUUGUAUUUAAUGGGGUGAAUAACACUGCUAUGGUCCAUUUAACAUGAAGUGUAUUGUAGUGUAUUUGUAUACCAAAAGAUGGACUUUGAGUGUGAGGGGUGAAUAGCUAUCAAAGUACUUUGAAUUAGAUAUGUUAAAUUGACAUCAUUGUGUUUUUACAGAAUAUUAACCCUUUAUCUAAGUCAUUUAAAAAUCCAUGUCUCUUGUAGAGCCAGGCGAACUGCCUUGCUGUCACAUUUCCCCAUCAUCUGUCUUCACCUUCUGGUCCUGGCUCACAGGGCCAGAUGAACAGUACUGUGAGUUCAAUGUGACAACUUCUCAGGAAAGUUCCUCUUAUUCCUUAUGUUUCCUUUGUUAUGUUGUUUGAAUUUUAGGCAAACACACUUUUUUUCUGUCUCCUUUCACCUGUGUAUACUGGUGACUUACUAAAAAAUGAAAAAUGACUCAUUUCUUUUGUAUGACUUUUCUAAAGGUCAUUUGUUUGAAAUGAAUGGUUAAUUUUAUGCAACAUGUACUUGACUCUUACAUAACUCACUUUAAGGUGUGUUUUGGGCCAAAGUGUUUGUGAGCAUUAACAGUAAGACAAGGUAUGAAAAGCAUAUGUGUCACAAUACACAGUCAUGCAUUAACCUCUCAGAUACUACACUUUCAAAGUGUUGAGUAUAUACUAAAUGGUUUCUGAAUGCUUGUGUUAAGGCUUGACUUGCAGGAUAGGCUGGUCAGUUUUCUAGUAGAGCUUGUUAUUUGUUACUUACUUGUUAUUGGUAUCAAAAAUGUAUCUACAUAAAUUUGUGUAUAAUGAUUGUUUUUAUAAAAGGCCUUUUCCAUGCAUCGUCAUUUGAGCUUAAAACACCAUUGCUCCAAUAACAUGAUCUGACUAUCAAUACUUUUUAGCUGUAAAUCUUCAGUCUGUUCCUUUCUUUCUCUAUGACAUUAGCAAUGUCGACCCUUGUAAAUAUUAUACGAUUCAGAUUCAGCAAAUUUCUGAUUGGAAAACACAAGUCCACAGUCAGAGCACCAUUCAUGCCAUUGAGGACACAGUCUUCCAUCUUGGUAGUGGUGACUGAAACUGACAGACAUCUUUUUUUUUUUAUUUAUUUAUUAUUUUCAUCAUGUGUACAUCAGCCAGAAUAUAACAUAAAUAUACAAACAUACAAAAGUACUACUCAACUCCCACCUGGAAUCCCACCCACUUAUUCCAAAACCUCCUCUGAAAUAACCAAAAUAGAUUUACAACAAAUCCAAAUAAAUAAAUAAAGAAGAAAAGGGGAAAAAUAAUAAUACAAUAAAUAUAUAAAUAAAAAGAGUAAAUAUAAAUUCAUACAAUACAUUUGUGCAUACAAGAACCUGCAUCCAAUCAAAUUUAUGGCAAACAAACAGCAGUUGCUAAAACAACAACACAUUCAUGGAGGAAAGAGAGAUAAAUGACAGUUAACAAUAUCAAUUUGUUGUAGACCUUACUUUCGCUACAGGUUCCUUGUUGUUACUUCAGUAUGUCCAUUAAGGGCAUCUUGGGAAAUGUUCCAGGCAUGAUAAUAAAGGGAGCAAGAGGUCUUUAAAAAUGUAGCCUCGGUUAUGCUUUUCUAAAGUCAGUCUCUCUAAAGGUAGAAAUUCAAAAAUCUGGUCAAGAAACAUCCUAAAGGUCGGGGGGAGUUCAUUUUUCCAAAAUAGAAGAAUACAUUUCUGGGCAAAAUAUGUUAUGACUGACAGACAUCUAAUGGCGAAACAUAAAAUUCAACCUUGCUUCGGGCCAAGCGUGAAAAGUUUGUUUUGAAAUUUAAUUGUAAGUAAAAUAUGAUUUAACAUGACAUAAAAUGUUGGUAAUUUAUGAGAUGAAAGAAUGUGUGAAAUUUCACGAAAAUGGAAUAGAGGGAAAAUACCAUCCCUCCAGCGUACCUCAAACAGAUUUAUAAUGGGAAGGAUUUGGACAUUGUCAUAGUAUUUGCAUUAAGGAGACUGCAGUGUUUUGAAUGAGCUACAGC